Molecule: messenger RNA, 2649 nt
Organism: Periophthalmus magnuspinnatus
Lineage: Eukaryota; Metazoa; Chordata; Actinopteri; Gobiiformes; Gobiidae
Gene: pomgnt1
Product: protein O-linked mannose N-acetylglucosaminyltransferase 1 (beta 1,2-)
Exons: 21
Coding region: 186-2078 (630 amino acids)
Biological process (GO): protein O-linked glycosylation via N-acetylgalactosamine
Cellular component (GO): Golgi membrane
Molecular function (GO): beta-1,3-galactosyl-O-glycosyl-glycoprotein beta-1,3-N-acetylglucosaminyltransferase activity
Source: RefSeq, a predicted model, not a curated record
CCGCUUCAGCAUUAGCUUUAGCAUUAGCUUUAGCUCCAUCCGCAGUUUGUGGAUCUGUUUGUGUUUUUGUCCAGAUUCAGCCCGAACCAUGAGCCUCCAGAGCCGAAGGGGGAGGAGUCUCGCCUGUGACGUCACUGUGAUGUCACUGUGACGUCACAGGGGUACCGUGAUGUCAUAGCGUCAACAUGGAAUCGUGGACGCCGAACCCUCGAGCCAAACCAUUCAUCCCCCGAACGCAGCGCAGCCUCUACCUGAGCUGGAAGUACAAGCUCACGAACCGCAGGACACUCCGGAGGACAUGUCAGGCUGGGGCCGUCCUGUUCCUCGUUGUCACCGUCAUCGUCAACAUCAAACUCAUUUUAGACACGAGACGCGCCGCCAACGAAGACCAAGCCCCCGAGUACGAGGACCCGGGGGGCCCUCAGACUCCUCGCAGACCGGUCCAUGGGAGGAGAGUGCUGGACAUUGAGGUUUACUCCAGUCGCUCUAAAGUGUAUGUGGCAGUGGACGGCACCACGGUUCUGGAGGACGACAUGAGGGAGCAGGGCCGAGGGAUCCACGUCAUCGUCCUCAACCAGGCCUCGGGUCAUGUGAUGGCUAAGAGGAUCUUCGACACGUACUCUCCUCAUGAAGACGAGGCCAUGAUCCUGUUUCUGAACAUGGUGACCCGAGGAAGAGUGCUCAUCUUCACCAUCAAGGAUGAGGGGACGUUCCAUCUGAAGGACUCGGCUCGUGCUCUGUUGAAGUCUCUGGGCUCUGAGGCGUCUCUGGGGCUGAGCUGGAGGGACAUGUGGACGCUGGUGCUGCGGAAGGGAGGUCAGGUCUAUGGAGAGAAACACUCCAAGUCUCCAGCUCUGUCCACAUGGGGAGACCCGGUUCUGCUGAAGACCGAGGUCCAGCUCACGGCCUCAGAAGAGGCCGAGUGUCAGUGGGCCGACACGGAGCUGAACCGAAGGAGGAAAAUCUUCUGCUCCAAAGUCGAGGGCUAUGGAAGCAUCUGCAGCUGUAAAGACCCAGCUCCCAUAGAGUUUAACCCAGAGCCGCUGCAAAACAACAAAGUGUCCAAUAUCCCUGUGGCUGUGAUCGCAGGAAACAGACCUAACUACUUAUACAGGAUGCUCAGGUCUCUGCUGUCGGCUCACGGCGUCAACCCCCAAAUGAUCACGGUCUUUAUCGACGGAUACUACGAGGAGCCCAUGGACGUGGUGGAGCUGUUUGGACUGAAGGGAGUCCAGCACACACCAAUCAGCAUCAAGAACGCUCGUGUGUCACAGCAUUAUAAAGCCUCUCUGACGGCGAGCUUCAAUCUGCACCCGGAGGCGGAGUUCACCAUCGUACUGGAGGAGGACCUGGACGUCUCCAUCGACUUCUUCAGUUUCCUGAGUCAAACCAUCCACCUGCUGAACCAGGACGACAGUCUGUACUGUAUCUCAGCCUGGAACGACCAGGGUUACGAGCACACGGCCGAAGACCCCGCCCUCCUCUACAGGGUGGAGUCUAUGCCCGGACUGGGGUGGGUCCUGAAGAAGAGUCUGUACAAGGAGGAGCUGGAGGCAAAGUGGCCCACACCUGAGAAGCUGUGGGACUGGGACAUGUGGGUGCGGAUGCCGGAGCAGAGGAGGGGCCGGGAGUGUGUGAUUCCAGACGUGUCCAGAACUUAUCACUUUGGAAUCAUCGGCCUCAACAUGAACGGAUACUUCCACGAGGUGUACUUUAAGAAGCAUAAGUUAAACACUGUUCCCCUGGUGGAGCUCAGAGACGUGGACAGACUGAAGAAGGAGGCGUACGAGGAGGAGGUGCAGAGACUCCUGCGGCGGAGGUUCUGGAUCAUUCCAAAGAUCCAUGUGACGACUCGUUUGUUCCAGAUUCUGAGGGAAAAACCUUCGUCAUGUUCAUCAGGAUGGACACGGAGACGGACACGGGGACGUGGACGGAGCUCGCCAAGUGUCUUCACGUGUGGGACCUGGACGUUCGUGGGAAUCAUCUCGGGCUCUGGAGACUCUUCAGGAAAAAGAACCACAUCCUGGUGGUGGCCACGCCCCUGUCGCCCUACAGUUGGAGAAAACCAUCGUCUGUGAAGCCGAUUCACCUGGAGCCACCGCCCAAAGAAGAGCCAGCGGCCGUGGAGCAGAUGUAGCCCCUGCAGCUGUUCAGCCCCUGCAGCUGUUCAGAUCUUGCAGCUGUUCAGCCCCUGCAGCUGUUCAGACCUUGCAGCUGUUCAGCCCCUGCAGCUGUGGCUCACGUUUGAAAAGACAUUUGAUUUUUAACACUGGAAACACUCCUGGAGACCUUGCAGCUGUUCAGACCCUGCAGCUGAUCAGACCCUGCAGCUGUUCAGACAGGUCCACAGACACACUGACGCUCUGGAGUCACUUUUCUAUUAAAGACGGUCUCAAAAUUUCAAUCAGUGUCAACACUAAAGCAGAACUCGAGUCCUGACCGGGUUUAGACCCGAUUUAGUCCCAGUUUAGACAAGAGACUGUUUUUUAAAUGUUUUCAGAUGGAAAACCAGAAGCACAUUUAUUUAUUUUGUUUAGUUUGUGUUUUGUGUGCCAGGCGCAGACGUCCCUGAUGAAUUUUACGGUGACGUGUAAAACUGUUAAAACUUCUCUGAUCUAUUUUCUGACUGAAUCUUUCAGUUUGAGAUGA